Daphnia carinata is the source of this 1028-nucleotide messenger RNA. RefSeq lists its product as uncharacterized. Bases 351 to 926 code for a protein of 191 amino acids. NCBI's taxonomy places the organism in Eukaryota, Metazoa, Arthropoda, Branchiopoda, Diplostraca, Daphniidae. The transcript is spliced from 8 exons. The record is from RefSeq and is a predicted model, not a curated record.
GUUGCAUUCACGCAGCGCAAAAACGACAGAGUCUUGGUUAUAUCCUCCACCGUGGGAUGUACCUGGAAUAAAAAAAAAUUACAGAAAAAAGCCAAUUCAAUUGGAUCGCGCGGUUUCGUGCGUCAUUCGGAAUGGCCAGGGAUUAAAUGCACACCCGAUAAGGGAAGGGCCCGUGAUUCCAGCCGGACAAAGGCACACACGCGUGAAGAAGAUUAACAGAUACGAGUGGAACUGAGCACAUAGGAAUUGCGAGUCUACAAUAAGGCUUUGCCCAAUCGGCCGUCAAUUGCAACCGGACCACGCUGGACCAGUGUCUGGAAGCCAUCGAACCUCUGCUGAACAGCCCAGCCAUGGCCAAAGGAAUUCCAUCGACCAAAGAGGCUGUCCAAGCUCGUUGCGCGGUCUUCAAAGUGGGCAUGUCGUGCAUCGACGAGUUCAAAGAUAAAUGUCUAAAUCAACGCCAAAAGCUGCAGAUGGAACGGGCAGUGGCUGGAGCUCAACACACGUUCGCUUUCCUGUGCGACGAUCCCGUUUUCCAGUCGGAAUUUCUGCAACAUCAGAGCUGUCUCCAUGGCACGUCCGACGAUUGGGAACGCUGCGCUUAUCAUUUCCAGGGUAUGGUCGCAGAAGAAAUAGCAGCCAACGUCACGAAAGCCGAUCGAAAUCUUGGCCUUUGUUGUGCUAAACACGGUUUCCUGAGGUGCGUCUAUUACGCGGCCCAGUUCAAGUGCCGUAAAGACGCCGCGUUGUUCUUGAUGAGGGUUGCGCAAACGUUGACCGAGUCGCAAGUGCACGAGAACGCUUGUAAAAAGAUCAAAUUCGAUGAGGUCUGCGCAUCAGAGUCCACCGUCCUGACAACCUCUUCGUUCCUGAUGACUCUGGUCGUCAUGGCAACGUGGCUGUCCAUCUUCGUCGCGCCACGAUAAAAAAAAUAUUUUCAAUUUAUUAAAGGGGGGAGUAGGAUCUUUUGAAAGAGAAAAAAUUUUGUUUUGACGAUGUCCAUAUUUAUUUGUAUACCAAUUUUCAAU